Molecule: messenger RNA, 455 nt
Organism: Periconia digitata
Lineage: Eukaryota; Fungi; Ascomycota; Dothideomycetes; Pleosporales; Periconiaceae
Source: the annotation of a GenBank genome assembly
AUGCGAGCUUUUGGACGUUUACUGGCGAUUGCCACCGAUGCAGGCGCGUCAAAACCAUUCCGUCCGGCGCCAAUGGCACUAUUGCCGCCUUUGCCUCUUUAUCGGCGCCUGCUUCGUGCUCAUCGAAAGCUAGGCGUCGAAGAGAGAACGCUCGGGGAUAUGUAUGUAAAAGCUGAAUGGAAAGCUCAUAAGAACGUCGACAAUCCUGUGCACAUUAUUGGUUUUCUCACUGAGUGGCAAUAUUACGCCCAGACCAUUGAAGGGGAUUCAUGGAAGGAUGAGAAAAUGGACAAAACUAAGAUUGAUAAAAUGAGUGACCAACAGAUCGGCCAACUGUACGAGUUAAUGCAGACGAUACGAAAACAGGAGCAAGAAGACGCAGCGGAAGAAGCAGCGGAAGAAGCGAAAUCGAAGCCCGGAAACGACAAGUGAAUGUGUCGGAUACUCUGCCUGAC